Molecule: messenger RNA, 5821 nt
Organism: Gymnodraco acuticeps
Lineage: Eukaryota; Metazoa; Chordata; Actinopteri; Perciformes; Bathydraconidae
Product: paired amphipathic helix protein Sin3a-like
Exons: 21
Coding region: 191-4096 (1301 amino acids)
Biological process (GO): negative regulation of transcription by RNA polymerase II
Cellular component (GO): chromatin
Molecular function (GO): transcription corepressor activity
Source: RefSeq, a predicted model, not a curated record
ACCGCUUCAUACAUACACUGUUGUUAGCGACGUAGCCUCUCCGGCCAAUUUCUUUUUUGACAUUUCCAUUUGCGACCACUUCUAAUAACUUCACUUUUUGUUACGGCCAGCUGAAUGCACGAGUAGUGGUUCACUGGGUCAAAGUGUUGCUGGUGGCAGUCCUGCGAGCCCCUUUGAGUAUGCGUAUACAAUGAAGAGGCGUGUGGAGGACCAGGAACCGAUAUUUGCGCCCCAGCAACAGCAAGUACGUCGUCCCCAAGUUCAAGGCAUUGCAGACAGCUUCCAGCACCGGGCCCUCGCCCCGGCCCCUACUGUGAUAGAGGCAUCUGCAGACAACAUGCAGCCAUCCACCGGCAUCCAGUACUCUCUCCCCCAAGGCUACCAGGUGCCAACAUUGCCUCAGAGCACAGGUGGACAUGGACACGGACAUGGACAUAACAACACUGCCCCUCAUGUUGGUCCCCAUGCACACAGCCUGGCAGCUCAGUCCCAGGGACCCACAGUGGUCCAGGGUCACGUCCAUCCACCUGCACCCAUGACUUCUACCCAAGGACAGCAGUUUCAGCGACUAAAGGUGGAAGAUGCCUUGUCCUAUCUGGAUCAAGUGAAGCUGCAGUUUGGGAAUCAGCCACAAGUUUACAAUGAUUUUCUUGAUAUUAUGAAAGAGUUCAAGUCACAGAGCAUAGACACUCCUGGAGUCAUUAACCGCGUGUCCCAGCUCUUCAAGGGCCACCCAGACCUCAUCAUGGGUUUUAACACCUUCUUGCCACCCGGAUAUAAAAUUGAGGUUCAAACCAACGAUCUAGUCAACGUAACCACGCCAGGUCAGAUCCACUACAUCACGCCUCAUGGUAUUUCUGUUCAUAACAUCCCUAUAAGUGGAGCGUCCAGCCAACCUGCAAGCCACAACCAGCACCAGAGUCUGCCACAGGCUGCCCCCCAAACCCCCACCACAACCACCACUGCCCCACCUGUCCCCACCCAACCGGCCCCGAGUAAAACCAGCAAGCCAAUUCAGUCUCCAGCCCACACACCCACCAGCCAGCCCAACCCAUCCAUCCCUUCCUACGCCUCACCGCGCUCACCUUCAGUUCAGUCCCACACUCCUGUGAGCAGCACACCGUCCGCGGGGCCACCUCUCCAAAACAACCAGCCUGUGGAGUUCAACCACGCUAUAAAUUAUGUCAACAAGAUCAAGAACCGCUUCCAGGGCCAGCCGGACAUCUACAAAUCCUUCCUGGAAAUACUUCACACAUACCAGAAGGAACAACGAAACGCUAAAGAGGCAGCAGGUAACUAUACCCCAGCACUGACUGAGCAGGAGGUCUACACUCAGGUGGCGAGACUCUUCAAGAACCAGGAGGACCUGCUCUCAGAGUUUGGACAGUUCCUGCCCGAUGCAAACAGCUCGCUGCUGCUGUGUAAGGCUGCACCAGACAGAGCGGAGUCGGUGCGCAAUGAUCAUGGCGGCACAGUGAAGAGACCGUUACUGAGCAGCAAACAGAGACUGAGCCAAAAUGGCCUGCCCAUCAGGAGACCUCCUGGAGGGGGACCCACGCCCCCUGUUAAGAAAAAGCCCAAGAUUUUGGGGAAGGACCAUGGCUUGACUGAAGCCGGCAAACACAGCACCAGCACUGAAACCAUGUUCUUUGAGAAGGUUAAGAAAGCUCUGCGGAGCUCUGAGGCGUACGACAACUUCCUGCGGUGUCUUCACAUUUUCAAUCAGGAAGUGAUCUCUCGGGCUGAGCUUGUCCAGUUGGUCAUCCCAUUUCUUGGAAAAUUCCCAGAGCUUUUUACAUGGUUCAAAAACUUCCUGGGCUACCGGGAGUCGUUUCACGGGGAGUCCAGCCACACAGAGAGUUUACCUAAGGAGCGUGCCACAGAGGGCAUCGCCAUGGAGAUUGACUACGCGUCCUGCAAGAGGCUGGGGUCCAGCUACAGAGCCCUGCCCAAGAGCUACCAGCAGCCCAAGUGCACAGGAAGGACGCCGCUGUGUAGAGAGGUCCUUAAUGACACUUGGGUGUCGUUUCCAUCGUGGUCUGAAGAUUCUACAUUUGUGAGCUCCAAGAAGACUCAAUAUGAGGAGCACAUUUACAGAUGUGAGGAUGAGCGCUUUGAGCUGGAUGUGGUGUUGGAAGCCAACCUCUCCACGAUACGAGCCCUGGAGGCGGUGCAGCGGAAGAUUUCUCGCAUGUCCGCUGAGGAGCAACUGCGCUUUAAGAUGGACAACACAAUGGGUGGAUCCUCAGAGGUCAUCCAUCGCAAGGCUAUUCAGAGGAUAUAUGGAGACAAGGCCAACGACAUCAUCGACGGGCUCAAGAAGAACCCAGCUGUGUCUGUUCCCAUAGUGCUGAAAAGAUUAAAAAUGAAGGAGGACGAGUGGAGAGACGCCCAGAGAGGCUUCAACAAAAUCUGGCGGGAUCAGAAUGAAAAGUAUUACCUAAAGUCACUCGACCACCAGGGCAUCAACUUCAAGCAGAAUGACACCAAAGUGUUGCGUUCAAAGACCUUACUGAAUGAAAUUGAAAUGCUAUAUGAUGACCGCCAGGAGCGAGCGUCAGAGGAGAUGGAAACUGCCACGCUGCCAGUAACUGGCCCUCACCUGACCCAGACUAUGAAGACAGCCAGAUCCUGGAGGACGCUGCUUGCCCUCAUCAUCCACCACGUCAAAAGACAGGUGGGCAUCCAGAAAGAAGACAAGUACAAGAUCAAGCAGAUCAUCCACCACUUCAUCCCGGACCUCCUGUUCGCACGGAGAGGGGAGCUCUCUGAUGUCGAGGAGGAGGAAGAAGAGGAGGAGGAAGAAGAAGACAUGGAGAUGGAUUCAGAGGGCCCCAAGAAGCACAAUGGCCUGCCAGGCAGCAGCCCGUCAAAGUCCAAACUCCUCUUCAGCAACACGGCAGCUCAGAAGCUGCGGGGCACAGACGAAGCCUACAGCCUGUUGUUCGUGAACAACUACUGGUACAUCUUCCUUCGUCUUCAUCACAUCCUCUGUACGCGUUUGCUACGCAUCUACGGGCAGGCUGAGAAACAGAUAGAGGAGGACGCCAGGGAGCGAGAGUGGGAAAGAGAAGUGUUGGGCUUCAAAAGGGAAAAAAAUGAAAACCCAGCAAUCCAACUGAAGAUGAAGGAGCCACUGGAUGUUGAUGUUGAGGACUAUUACUCGGUGUUCCUGGAAAUGGUGCGUAAUCUUCUGGAUGGGAACAUGGAGCCGAUUCAGUACGAGGACUCCCUGAGGGAAAUGUUUACUAUCCAUGCCUACAUUGCCUUCACCAUGGACAAACUCAUCCAGAGCAUCGUCCGGCAGCUCCAGCACCUCGUCACUGAUGAUGUAUGUGCACGUGUAACGGACCUGUACCUGAGCGAAAGUGCCAACAAAUCCUCGGGGGGGCCACUGUCCACGCAGACGUCCAGGGCCACAGCAGAGGGCUCCUACCAGCGCAAAGCAGAGCAGCUAAUGACGGAUGAAAACUGCUUCAAGUUGAUGUUUGUAAAGAGCCGAGGAUCUGUCAGUCUGGCCAUGGAGCUGCUGGACACGGAAGAGGACAACUCUGAUGAGCCAGCGGAGGCAGAGAGGUGGUCAGACUACGUGGGCAGAUACCUGAACUCAGACUCUGCGUCCCCUGAGCUGCGUGAGCAUCUGUCCCAGACGCCGGUGUUCCUCCCCAGGAAUUUGAGACGCAUAAGGAAAUGCCAGAGAGGAUGGGAGCAGCUGCAGCAGGAGAGAAUGAACACGGUCCCCUCGGACAAGCCUCAGGACGGCAGCAGCGACAUAAAGAUGGAGUGCAUGUUCAAGCUCAACUCCUACAAGAUGGUCUAUGUCUGCAAGUCAGAAGACUAUAUGUACAGGCACACCGCACUCACACGCGCUCAUCAGUCCCAACAGCGGGUCAACACUCGCCUGCACAGACGCUUUCAUACCUGGCUGGACUCCUGGGCCAAAGAGCAUGUGACCAGUGACAUGGCUGCCGACAACCGCAAGUGGCUGAUGGGAGAAAGAAGAGAAGGCCUGUUGCCCUGCACCACCACUUGCCACCUUAAGGUCCUCCAUUAUAUCAACAUUAACAAGUUCCGUGUGAAGUACAGAACACUGUAGUCUCUCUCUAUUGAAAGAAACUGUGAUGGUGGCUGUCUUCACACACUGCCAGUGAUGACUCCAUGUACACAGUAACUCCGUGCAGAUUUCUACAACCUGCCGUUACUGGAUUCAGUUGCCAACUUUUUUUUGGUGUCCGACCUGAGUCAGGAAAUGUCUACAAACGUUGAGCUUACAUUGCAAAAUCCUGCAAUGUAUGUAAAUAGUUUUCUUCAGGUGCUACUGUCGCUAUAUUUGAAAAGAAAUAUUAAUUACAUGAGAUGAAUAGACUGGGGAAACACUCCUUAGUGCAUCAUUUAUUUAGAGCAAUUCACACUUUAAAUAACAGAAAACCUGGUUAAGCAAAACUAGACUAAACAAUGUUAAAGAUAAUUCACUUAACAAGUACCUGAUACUCGGGCAGUAAUCUGGCUUCCAGCUGUUAACUUGUAUAGCCUGUGAAUGUUUUCCUUCUUUAGUGGUAAUAUAUAUAUAUAUACAGUAUAAACUGUACAUUCAACAUCUCUGGUGACUGCUGGGUAGAUGCUAGACAUUUACAAUGCCAGCAGUGUAUAUUGCGUAAAGUAAUUUAUGACCGCCCAACACUUUGUAAAUAUGUUGUUUAUAUCUAUAUUUGUUUUAACAUGUAGCGUACUUUAACACACAUCUGGUAUCAGUCUUUAGCUAAAGCUUGCUGAACUGUUUUUUACCAAAGGAUGUUAAUUAGAGACCUUUUUGUUUGUGGUCUGUUGAACGUGUAAAGUCUUUGAGUAGAAGAAUUUCCCAUUUUAUACGUGUUUCGACCCCGUUAUUUGCAUUUCUACCUUCAGUCUCUGGUAUCAGUAUCACUCGUGGUUUGAAGAUGAUUGAAUGUAGCGGAGCAGCAUUUCUCAUUUCUGAAAGUACAGUAUAUGUCCUUUUUGAAAGUACUGAGGUCUACUCGAUGCUAUCAACCUUUCCUGGUAUUUAAACUUUCUGAAAUGGUUAUAAUCAGUAUGACAGGAUCGAUAUGUCGCCUAUAAAACUGUACAUGAGCCGUGUUUAUUUUGUAUGCCCUUUGUUGGUGACAAACACUGACUGAUGUAUAGUAGCUCUAUGUGAAUGUCAGACGUGUGAACACUUUAUGGAUCAAGAUAACAAGCAAGCAAUAAUAUUUCCUUCAGACGUAGUUCAUCAGUUUUGUAUUUCUUGCUGAAAUACAAACGUGAAUGUUGUAUUCCCUUUGAAAGAGGGAUGUAAACUAAUGGUUUUUAUUCCCGCAGUUUAUUCAAUAAAACUGGAAUUGGUCGAUAUGUUAGAUGGAGACGGGAAGAUAUCCAUCAUGCUAAAUACCAUUAAACGUGUUUCACAAAUUAACAUAUAAGCAACACGCAGUUCUUAACAUUAAUGCUAUCCUUGUUAUCUUCACAUCAUCAUAACAUAAGCAAGUUGGAAGCCCCAAAAGCUCAUUAUGUCGGCACAGAUUUGCUCCAAUACUUAAAAUGAAGCAACCUGACUACAAAUAUUCCUCCAUUAAAGGCAAUGGUCAGUAACAUAAACAGCUACAGACAAUCUUGGAACAGUUUAUUACUUGGGUUUUUAUUUUUAUAUUUACUAUGUUUAAUAUGGAAUACCACAGAAAGUCCCGGGGAAAUGAUUGUACAUAAAGACAUUGUUUGUACUUUGUUUUAAUGUGUCUGGACUUUUAUGAUGUUGUACAUGAGUGUUAGUAUGGUGUUGGGCAUUAAACUAUACGUUAAAUAGUAA